Paramecium sonneborni is the source of this 720-nucleotide messenger RNA. Lineage: Eukaryota; Ciliophora; Oligohymenophorea; Peniculida; Parameciidae. The record is from the annotation of a GenBank genome assembly.
AUGAAUGGAAAAUAAAAAUAAAAAGCAUUAUUUUAAAAUCUUUUUUACAUUAUGGGUCAAUCUUGUGGAUGUUAAAAUAAAUUAUUUGAAUCUGCUUAAAUAGUAACACCCUCAAACAUAGAGCCUUAUCCAUAAUCAAGAAUUUAAAAUGACAAAGAAAAUAAUAAUGAUGAGAUUUAUCAUUUAGAUUCAAAAUCAUCUCAAUUUACAGAAUUUGAUCCUAAAGUAAAUUGAUUUUGUUUAUUAAUAAGCCAAUGCAAUUUUUUACACUAUAAAUUUCAAAAGAGUUAUACAUCUAUUAUCAAUUUCUAUGUGAUUCAUUAAAUACUGCAAAUUAAGCACUUAGAAAGAAAAUUUUUGAUAUAUGUUGGGAUAUUCAAUACUAUAUCAGGACUGCUACUAAUAAUUUUCAAUACAAUAAAAUGGAUUGGUAAAAUUUCAUAAAAAGUGAUGAAAGAAAUUUAAUACUAAAUUUUUUUAAUUUAUAAAACGAACAUAAAAACAAGGAUUAUAAUGGUAAAUAAAUUGUUAGCAAGUGUAGAUUUGGUCAAUCAGAUUUUGAAGAGUGGCUUAAAAAAUAUAAAAUAGAAUUUUAAAGAUAAUCAAUUUAUUCAAAAUGCUUAGAGCAAUUAUGAAUAGAUAUCAUUCAUCAAUUCAUCAAAUUAUAUUAAUUUUUUUUUAGAUAUAUAAUCAUUGAUUAACAAAUAAUAAUAAAACGAG